UCAGAUCUAUAUUAUAUUUUCUCUAUGCCUCUUGAUAACAGACGCUGGCAAUAUCAUUCAAUUUAUCUGAAUUUAUCAGAGAGUUUACAUAUUUUUUCAAUUGUGUCAAACGUUUAUCUCACUGAUUAUAUUUUCCAGAUAUCUUCAUCGAUAUAAUGAACGUCAUUAUUGCUUCUAAAUAUUUUUAUUUCGAUAUAUUAAAUGAUUACAUUUUAUAGCAGUUGUCUCAUAUAGCUAUCUUGUCAUUUUAAAUAUAUUCAUAUAUAAUUAAUUUUCUCUUUUUUCUUCUUUUAUUUUAUUUUAUUAAUCCUUUUUUUCUUUUUUUUUCUUGUUCUUUUUUCUCUAUAAUUUCAUUCUACGAUCAUAUUCCUUCAGUAUACAUUGAUAUGUUCUUUUUAAACUAACGUAACCUUUUUAAAAUGAAGAGGAAUAAAUCAGAAAGUAAGCACACAGGACAGUAUCUUUACAAAGAGAUGGGAAUAAAGGAUCCAGAAACACGUUUGAAAGAACUCUCUGAGAAAGCUUCUAAAGUGACAAUAAAUCAUAACAUUCCGCCUCAUAGAUAUUAUCGUUCUGGAAUACAAAUGAUCAGACAAGCUGAUGUAUAUGUCAAGGAGAAGAACUACGAAGAAGCAUAUUGUUUAUUUCUGAAGUUUAUAACACUUUUUGUAGAAAAAAUGCAGCAUCAUCAAAUGUAUCAUGUGGUAACGGCAAAAGAUAAAGCAAUAAAUAAGCAAAAAUUGCGAGAAGUUAUUCCAAAAGCAGAGGAAUUAAAGAAACAAUUAUUGAAACAGUAUCAAAAUCAAUUGGAUAAAGAUUUGGAAGAUACGAAAAAAGCUGAAAAAGCAAAUGCAGAAAGAUUAAAACAGGAAGAAGAACAGAGAUUAAAAGAAGAAGAGGAAAGAAAAAAUAAAUUGGCAGCAUUAGAGGCUGUAAAAGCUGCUAAGAUUGCUGCAAGUACAUUCUUUGUGACAACUGAUGAUACAAGAUCUAUAAAGUUGCCUAUACCAAACCUUAAGCCACCAACAAGUUUACCUGUAGCUAGUAGAGCUCAAUCUUUAAAGGAUAACAGUAUACCUACGGUGGAUCGUUCAACAAAGCCUACCAUACUUUUGAAUGAUAGUGGCCAAUUACGUGAUAUUGUUUUGCCUAGCAAACUGAUAGAAAAUUUCCUUGCUCUAGCAUUUAGUAACACGGCAAAUAAUAAAGAAACAUGUGGCAUACUAACAGGAAAAUUGGAACAAAAUAAAUUGUUGAUCACUCAUUUAUUAAUUCCGCAACAAACAGGUUCUCCUGAUUCUUGUUUAACACUCAAUGAAGAGGAUAUUUUUGAUUUUCAAGAUCAUCAUAAUUUAAUUACUCUUGGAUGGAUACAUACGCAUCCUACCCAAACCGCUUUUCUAUCUAGUGUGGAUCUUCACACUCAUUGUUCUUAUCAACUCAUGAUGGCAGAGGCAAUUGCUAUUGUUUGUGCACCCAAAUAUGAUGAGACAGCUUUUUUUAUUUUGACUCCAGAAUAUGGUUUAGAUUAUAUAGCUAAUUGUAGAGAGACUGGUUUUCAUCCUCAUCCAACAGAGCCUCCGCUUUAUAUGAAAGCAAAACAUUGUAAGCUAAAUCCAAAUGCACCCGUGGAAGUAAUAGAUUUAAGAAGAAAAUGACAUCUUUGAAUUGUUUAGAAUCAAAUUUAACGUAUACAAAUACGUUUCGAUAAAUUA
Molecule: messenger RNA, 1715 nt
Organism: Vespa velutina
Lineage: Eukaryota; Metazoa; Arthropoda; Insecta; Hymenoptera; Vespidae
Product: STAM-binding protein-like A
Exons: 8
Coding region: 420-1658 (412 amino acids)
Biological process (GO): protein K63-linked deubiquitination
Cellular component (GO): membrane; endosome
Molecular function (GO): metal-dependent deubiquitinase activity; protein binding; K63-linked deubiquitinase activity
Source: RefSeq, a predicted model, not a curated record